AAACUAAAAUACAAAUUUUCAUUUGGACUUGUUUCUCGUGUGGGUGUUAUUUUUCUAAUUUGAUUUUAAUGAAUAAUUAAAGCGCACAGAGAGAAAUUGAAAUCAUUAAAUGUUUAUGAAAAGUUCCAAAUUUAUUUGUGUAAAGCGCUUAGUAUUAUAAAGUUAGUUGGCCUCAAAUAUCUUUUCAAAUGUACACGAUCUCAUAGAAAAGAGUAAGUGGUCAUCAAAUACAAGUUUAUCAGUUUACCUAUUAAGCACACGCAAGUUGAGCUUUUAUGUAAACGGAUUAGACGAACCAAAUACUUCCUAAACCCACCCAAGGGCUACUUAUGGGCUCUGAUACCCUGGGUGGCAGUAGGAACCGCACUUGAAUCGACACGAAGAUAAUCGUCAAGGGUAAUCUGAUCUUUACGUUGAAUCAAAAUUGUAAAGGAAGCACUUGAUGUAAACUUUGCCAAAUUUGGUGAUCUGUUUAAUUAUCAAACAAUUACGGAUUAUACGAUAUUUCAAACACUUAAUUUUAACCCUCAUAUCAUUUAUGUCAACUAGUUAGUAGAUUUUUAAACGCAUUAAUCACUUUUUAAAACAGAGUGAUCCAAAAGUGUGUAAGAUGAUCUUUUCUGGCUUCAGUGUAUAACCACAAUGCAAGCCCCUCAAGCAGCGCGGCUCAUUCUGAUUUAGAGAAGGCGAGAAGGACUCUCAUUACUGUGCGGAAAUUGCACCAAUGCAAGGACUUUCUACAGUUUUAUGGUCUUAAAACAUUAACAAGAGCAGAACAAGAAUUCUACAUCUGAGCAACAAUAUUACAGAUUAUUGCCGGUUGCGAUUUCUACAAGAAAUAAGAAACCUUCCAUCCAUGUUCGGCAGAGAAGUUGCACCUACCUCAGUAGGCUUGCCUUAUAAAGGCACAAUGCAAGUUCCAUACGAGAGCGUUCAUUCGCCUUAUCAUCAGUAUACCUCCGGGCUAUUGGGAUUUCCUCACCCACCGGCGAUGAUACCCCACCCCAUGUGUCUAUCUAGACCAGGAUUACCACCCCCUUAUGUUACCCAGAGUUACCCACCUCAACCUCACCAACUUCAUCCAUUUACACUCGCAGAAAAACUGGCAGAUAUGAUAUUUGAGGCUCGGUAUGGUCCGCACAGAAAGCAAAGGCGAAGUCGGACAGCGUUCACAAAUCAACAACUAUCAGCAUUAGAGAAAACGUUCGCGAAAACUCAUUACCCGGAUGUUGUCAUGAGAGAGAGGCUUGCCAUGAUGACCAGUCUUCCGGAAGCUAGAAUACAGGUUUGGUUCAAGAACAGGCGAGCCAAAUUCCGUAAAAGAAACAAAGUUUUGAAUAUCCCUACACCUUCAUCUACGCUUGCAAUUUCAUCAAUAGAGGCUUCAGGAUCCCGACAGCUUUUGGACAACCUUGCUGGGUACCAGACAUUGGCUGAUAAGCUUGUAAAAGAAGAUACACACACAGGAGAAGAAUCAAUUGAAAGUAACAAAGAAAUGCAUACUGACAAAAUCACUGUCAUGUUCUCAAAAAAUGAGAAAAUCCAUUCUCAAAACCAUCUAAAAGAUGUUUUAAGCUAUAAUCCGUCAAGAGAAAAGGGGCGGGGUUUAUUCUCAAAAAUUAAGAACGGAAAAGAAUCUUGCACGAUUCCAAAAUCAGGAAGUCUUGAUGACGGACAUGGUCAUACGAGAUUGAAUGAUCUUACAGACGACACAAAUAGAGAUAUGAAUAACAUAGAUGAUCGUGAAAAUAAAACAAUUAAAUCGGUCACUGAAUUUGGUGUGAAGAUCGGGGGAGGCCCGUGAUGCUCUUAACAUUUAAGUUUGUCACCAUUAAAUUUUAUACUGUUUCAAAAUAACAAACGUUUUGCCACAAUUUAUAAAAUAAAGUGACAAAUUAAUACUGGUACAGCCUCUUAUUAUAUGGCUUUCAUGUUAAUCAAAUGUGUAUAUGUAGGAUUUGCUGAAUGAGAAAAUACGUAUAUCUCAGCAAUCAAAAAUGACUGUAUGAAAAAUAAUGACCGCCUCAACAUGUUUGCCACCAUGUUACAGAUUAUUCAAGAAAAAAAAUGGGUAAGAAUACACACAAAUGAUUUAUAAAGUAUGCUAAUAUAGAUUGUUCUUGCAUUUAAAAGUGGCUAAACUGAAGUAGUUACGUUUAACCUUCACUACAAUAAAUAUUUGUGCUAACUAUAUAUAGUGCUUUCUCGAAAUUGUUGAAUCAUUCUAAAAUCGAGUACAAUAAUUGAAUGAAAAUAAGUGUACAA
Ruditapes philippinarum (Manila clam) is the source of this 2265-nucleotide messenger RNA. RefSeq names its product visual system homeobox 1-like. The transcript has 6 exons. Gene Ontology annotation, biological process: regulation of transcription by RNA polymerase II. The record is from RefSeq and is a predicted model, not a curated record. Bases 857 to 1804 code for a protein of 315 amino acids. NCBI's taxonomy places the organism in Eukaryota, Metazoa, Mollusca, Bivalvia, Venerida, Veneridae. Gene Ontology annotation, molecular function: RNA polymerase II transcription regulatory region sequence-specific DNA binding; DNA-binding transcription factor activity, RNA polymerase II-specific.